AUGGAUGAGUCGAUGGCAAUGAGUGACACAAAGGAUCAAGUGAUAAACGCCUCUAUGAGUCCGAGUCAGUCACCUGUGGAUCAAAUCGAGGCGAUGGUAGACAACUGUGUCAACCAUUGUUCCAAUAAUGAGGUUUCAGUCAGUAAUUCAAAUGAGACACCGAUUACUUCGGAUAUCAAACUUGAGGACAACGAAGACAUAUCUAGUGAUGAAGACAUGCCUCCCGAGGAAGAGGAGGACGAAGACGAUCCAAUAAUGAGGUUUCAGUCAGACAACGAAGACAUAUCUAGUGAUGAAGACAUGCCUCCCGAGGAAGAGGAGGACGAAGACGAUGACGAAGAAGACGAUUAUAAAGAGGAUUCAAUGGAUUCCGAUUCGGAUAUACCGGUCGAUGACAUCGACAAUAUGUUGGAGGAAGGGAUGGACGCAUACCAGCGCCCGGCUGUCAACAGCGGAUCCAACGAAAGCAUGUCUCGAAAGCGGAAAUUCGAUGAAAUGAAACUCAAACUCAAUGCCCCGCACGAGGAGAGGAAGAAAAUUGUCUUAAAAAAGAGAGAUCAGGACUACUUCGAAGUGCUUCCCGAGGGCUGGCUAGAGGUGACACACUUCAGUGGAAUGCCUAUAUAUCUGCACAAACAGACCCGCGUCUGUACCACAACUAAGCCCUACUAUUUAGGUCCCGGAUCUGCCAGAAAACACGAGAUCCCUAUCUCUGCCAUUCCUUGUCUUCAAUAUAAGAAAGAACUCGAAAAAGAUAAGGAAGAAGAGGAGCGCAACAAAGAGCUCAAGACUGACACGAAUUCUAGUGAAUGCAACGCUUUACUCGCGAAAGUGGAAACUGUGAGCGAAAACAAAAAAGAGAAAUCUUUGGAUUACAUGUCUGUCCGAAACUAUUGCCAAAAUUUGUUUGAAUUUCAAACGAUAACUAUUCGCAAAUUCAAAACGUGGGCCGACCGUAGAAAACACACACAACUCAGGAAAUUACAACAAAGACCUUCGCUUCCCGACGGCACUAAACUCAUCACUUGUCCCCUCCCGAAGACGCCCAACAAUGGCGAGUCGACCGCUGGAAGGAAUUACCGAAAGGAGUUUGUGAUGAACCCGGCGGGCAAGUCGUUUGUCUGCAUUCUUCAUGAGUUCGUUCAGCACGCGGAACGAGUUCAGCCGAAGUAUACAUUCCAAGAAUUAGAAAACGCGAGUCAGCCCUACAGCGCCACUGUUAUCAUCAAUGGUAUGGAGUACGGGAAGGGCUUCGGAAGCAGUAAAAAGCAGGCAAAAUCAGAAGCAGACCCGCGAGUGAGUGAUCUCUGCGCCAAAGCUGGUCAACACUCUCCCUAUCAGAUUCUAGUCGAAUGCCUUCGAAGGAAUUGGGGAAUGGGUGACACAGACAUCGAAACUGAUGUCCGUCUAGUGAAGCAUCAGAAAAAUGAGUUCAUAAUGAAAGUGGGAAAACACACGGCGUCUGUCAACUGUCGCAACAAACGAGAGGGCAAACAGAGGGCCGCGCAGGCGAUCCUUAAACUACUUCACCCGCAGAUCACAUCCUGGGGUAAAGAUCUAGAGAAGGGACGGGAAGGGGGGACAUGGCUUGCGAUGAAUACGAGUGGAAAGAUUGCAAAUCUUCUGAAUAUUCUUCAGCCAAAAGAUGAGAUUUGUUUCAAUAAGAAAAGUCGAGGCUUUCUUGUGGUGGACUACUUGGAGGGCAAUGAUUCGCCGCAAACAUAUUUGGACCAAAUAAGCAAAGAAUCGUCCGAUUAUAAUCCAUUCCGAAUGGUUGCCAUUCAUGUCAAACCCAAAGCAAUAGAAACUUUUGUUUUCUCAAACUCUAUUCAAAAGGCAACUCAAUUGAACUCAGGAGUCUAUAUAUUCGGCAACAAUAAAAUCGAUGAAAAAUUUUGGCCGAAACACCGAAUCGGGAGACAGAAGUUCGAAGAGAUUGUCAAUAAAUACAAUAAAACUUCUAAAUCAGAACUGAUUGAAGCUAUUUUUGGACUCUUAUCGGACACAACAAAAUAUCCUUUGGACGACCAAAUGAGAAGUCAAGGGAGGGGUAAAGCCAUUGAGUCAUUAGAGAAAAUGAACGCAAUUCAUGUGGUGAUUCCGGAGGCGAGUUGA
Oppiella nova is the source of this 2115-nucleotide messenger RNA. The record is from the annotation of a GenBank genome assembly. Lineage: Eukaryota; Metazoa; Arthropoda; Arachnida; Sarcoptiformes; Oppiidae.